AUGAGCCUGACGAACCCGCCUUCCUCCGGUUCGAUCUCUGCUCGAGCCAGAACCAAUUUGAAGCGGAACCUGCAGUCCUUCGAUGAGAUGCUUGAACCCCGAAGACCUGCAGGAUAUACUAGCAAAGUCCGAGUUCGAGACCGAUAUCACAUUGUGGGUUUCAUUAGCAGCGGUACCUACGGACGAGUAUACAAAGCGAUUGGCAAAAAUGGCCACAAAGGCGAGUUUGCGAUCAAGAAGUUCAAGCCCGACAAGGAAGGCGAAACCAUCCAGUAUACCGGCCUGUCGCAGUCGGCGAUUCGAGAGAUGGCGCUCUGUACCGAGCUGUCGCAUGCCAACGUUGUCCAGCUGGAGGAGAUCAUCCUAGAAGACAAAUGUAUCUUCAUGGUAUUCGAAUACACGGAACACGACUUGCUCCAAAUCAUUCACCACCACACACAGCCCCAAAGACACGCCAUACCCGCCAAGAUGGUCCGGUCAAUCUUAUUUCAAUUACUGAACGGGCUCCUUUAUUUACACACAAAUUGGGUCUUGCAUCGUGAUCUCAAGCCAGCCAAUAUCCUGGUCACCUCAAGCGGUGCCAUUCGGAUCGGUGAUUUAGGUCUGGCGCGUCUCUUCUACAAACCCCUGAACUCUUUGUUCACUGGUGACAAAGUGGUUGUCACCAUAUGGUAUCGAGCCCCGGAGCUUCUUCUCGGUAGCCGGCACUAUACCCCUGCUGUUGAUAUGUGGGCCGUAGGAUGCAUUUUCGCAGAGCUCCUCUCUCUCCGACCCAUUUUCAAGGGCGAGGAAGCUAAGAUGGACAGCAAAAAGACAGUUCCUUUCCAACGCAAUCAAAUGAUGAAGAUUGUCGAGAUUCUCGGACUUCCCCGCAAGGAGACCUGGCCAGGUCUUGUGUCUAUGCCGGAAUAUACGCAAUUGCAAUCUCUGGUCCUCCACAGGCAGCCUGCUCACUUCCACCGAGGCCCAAAUCUCGAAGGCUGGUAUCAGAGCUGUUUAAAGAAUGGCGGCUACUCGGCGAAUUCCAGUGCUGGUACACCCGGUGCCGAUGGGUUUGAUCUGAUAUCUCGUAUGCUGGAAUAUGAUCCGACGAAGCGAAUAACUGCGGAAGAAGCUCUGGAGCACCCCUACUUUUCAAACGGAGGAUCUGUCAGUGCAAACUGCUUCGAUGGCAUCGAAAGCAAAUACCCACAUCGCCGGGUAACACAGGACGACAAUGACAUGCGCACCGGUAGUCUGCCCGGCACCAAGCGCAGUGGCCUACCAGAUGACUCUUUGUUGAGGGCGGCGAAGCGACUCAAAGAAUGA
Penicillium maclennaniae is the source of this 1308-nucleotide messenger RNA. RefSeq names its product cyclin-dependent serine/threonine protein kinase SSN3 (gene ssn3). The transcript is spliced from 3 exons. Gene Ontology annotation, biological process: protein phosphorylation. The record is from RefSeq and is a predicted model, not a curated record. Bases 1 to 1308 code for a protein of 435 amino acids. Lineage: Eukaryota; Fungi; Ascomycota; Eurotiomycetes; Eurotiales; Aspergillaceae. Gene Ontology annotation, cellular component: mediator complex; nucleus. Gene Ontology annotation, molecular function: ATP binding; RNA polymerase II CTD heptapeptide repeat kinase activity; cyclin-dependent protein serine/threonine kinase activity.